AUGGAUAAUUGCAGCUCCUCGCGGCUUUCUGUUGGCUCGGUAGAGCCGCCAGUGUCACCUUCAGCGCCGUUCUCCAUGAUGAGGUUGGAUAGUCCGAUUACACCGAGCUCAAGUCUUGAGGACGUGGAAUAUGAGGUUGAGUCUUUUAAGGAGGGGUGGAUACGCGGGUCCUCUGAUAGUACUGGGGGUCUGAAUAAUUUGGGUUUUAAUACUGAUCUGCCGUUGGACGAAAGUUUCCUUACCCUAAUUGAUUCAGUUCCCUUUCCAGAUCUAUCCCUAAAACUAGGGAACGAGGAUAAUGAGCUGGGCAGCCAGGGCACAACUUAUUCACAUCUCUCUCCAAGCCCGGAUUUUCACCUUGCACGCCGCUACACUGACGGCUGGAUCAUGAAUAAACUCAAACCCAUCUGGAACUUCACAAGAACCUCGGAUUCCAAAACAAACCAAGUGCCUCUCGAAACUACACAGUCAAACCACGCAAGGCUUUGCGCUACAGUGGCAACCUCGGAUCGGACAGCUACUUCACCAACAGCUGGGUCACAGGCUCCAGCUCCAUGUACUACCGGAAUCGAUACCGAUAAACAUAUUUAUGGAAGUUCACCGCAGAAACGGCCACGAGAGGAGCAACCAAGGAGACCUUCUCUGCCUUCACGGUGUGGCUCCUGUGUUUCACUAUAUCAUCACCCGACAACGACUGGGCAGAAAAUUUUCUUGAACCACUUACCUGUUGAAAUCCUGCUCUUGAUAUUCGAGUAUGCCUACCUGUACGAGUUACCUAGAUGCGAGCACAAAAAACAUUUCGGGGAGAUUACUCGCCGGUCAACUACCGAUUUUUUGCCCUCUCACCCUCCUACCCCGGCAUCUGAGUCGGCAGCCGCCUCAGCAUCCAGCACAGAUGAGCUGCCGAGACUUCCGGAAACACUGCGGAUAUAUCGUGCCAAGACAUUGUUGUACAUUGCGCUUACGUGCCGCCGGUUCAACGAUAUUCUGUGGGAUCCCUAUAUCGACCACACAUUUUGGCGAGAUGCGGCGAGAUGGUGCUGGAGUUGGUUACCGGAAGAACUGGCAGAUGUACAGGGGUUGCAAGAGGUACAUCAGUCAAAUUGGAGGAACCUGGUAGGGGUUUUCAUGAGGUCUGAGAAUGGGUUAUUCAAGCAACAAGGGGGAGGGAAAGGCGGGGUAGAGAGCUUUGGGGGCAGCAAAGCGUGUACUCAGGCGCGGUUGUGGAAGGAUGAAGAGGCGAAGAAGAUGCUACAAAUGAAGACUAUAAAGAAGAGGAGGCUUUUGAUGGCCUGCGUACAACCAGGACCAGACCUAUUUCAUGUAUCGCAUGAUGCGGAAAAAGGACAACAUACUAUUAGUCUGAAUUUAAGAGGAGGCGCCGAUUACUUCAUCACCAUUGACGAAUAUGGCCGUUUCAGCAAAAAACCAGCCAGACUCCCAGGCGGUCUCAAGCGUAACGAGAGAAGCUUGGGAUACUUCCCACCUGACGUAUUUGAAGUCGAGGGCGACCGUUUCCAGUUGGUAAAAGUUCUAAAGCGUCGGGAUCGCUCCACCGCAGUACCUCCAAACCCCAAUCCUAAAGCUAAACAUCAUCCUAAGCCUACAGUGAAGGAGAUCGUGACUUGGGAUCUUAGUUGUGUCCCGGAAUACGAGUCUGACCCUACUGCCACGGUUGCUAGAUGUACGAGUAAAGAUGGGUGGCUGGCAUUCAAUCUCUUCUCUCAUCGUGACCGUGAUGAUUCCAGUAUCGAGCUUCUACUAGACCCACCCCUCGAUCCCCCAGAGGAUCAGAGACUGUUCUGCGUGCAGGCUUUUGGUUACCCAGGCUGUCAGACUCAAAAGGGAACAACCACCAGUAACGAAACCAUGAGCGAGAAACGUCGAGGCAAAAUGAGAGCAACAGACUACACGCCUAUGGAUCUCGAUACUGAGGAGCCCCAAACCAUUUUUCGCUGGCGCCGUGAGUUUGAGUACGAGCGAGCGGGCGACUUUGACGCCGCCCGCCGUCUGCACUAUGUCAUUUGCAAUCUUCAAUUGAACUCCAGUAAAGCGGCUGUCCUCAUUCGAUGGAAUAUACGGACACAGUCCUCAAACGAAGAACUCGUUGACCGACAAUUCCAAGUCCUGGACCUAAAAACCGGUACUACAAUUCGUGUCUUGCAAUUCCCGAAUCUCUACUGGGAUCACCGACAUCAUGAUAUGUGUGUAGCGUAUAAUGAACUCAGACACAAAAAAAUGAGUAGAUUGUUUAAUCACAUGGGCCCCGACGAAGUAAUGGGUGCUGGGAAUAGGUGUACACGCAUUCACGAGGAUAAGUUUAUCCUUACGGAGGACAAAAUCAUUUCGGGUAGUCACGAUUACUGUAACUGGGUAUGGGAUCUCAACACUGAACCAGUAUCAGAUACUAAGGCGCUCGUAUUUAACGCUGAGCGGAAUGAUGCUGGUGUAGAAGACCCAUUCACGGUGCUAGACGACUUCUAUUGGGAUGAAUGUCAAGGGGAGACAACGGCUAAUGUCCCGAAGAAGGAAAACUGGAAUACUAAAAAUGAGCGCGCGGGGUGGUGGGUGAGAACUCCGAAUCAGGUGAUGUGUUAUUGGCAUGGUAUCGCAAAUAGCAUCGACGGCCGUUACUUCGCGGCCUGCAGGCCUGGGAAAAUGUUUGUGUGGGAUCUGGAAGCAGAACGGAAGACGAUUUUGGGGUUUCAGAACUUCAGUAAUCAUAGUAAUCCCCGUUGGCUGGGGAGACUGUCAGCACACGCCCAAAAUUUGAAACACCGAUUACGGAAUUGGUUCGUGUGGGAAGAUGUCCUACCCGAGCAGGGGCUGUGGCUGCUGUUUGAUGACCUAGAGGCCAUUUAUCUAGAUAGAGACGAUAUAUUGAGUGCGUGUGGCCUCAGCAGCGGCAAACGAACCUGGCAAUUUCAGAAAGACGAUUUUACGUUUUCUGAUCGCGACAAAGAAAUCGAGGGGCGAAGAAGGGAGGACCAGCUGGACGAGGACGAGGACGAAGAUGACGAUUAUUACGAGUCAGAUGAAGGGAGUUUACAUGGUAUUAAAAGAAGGAGGACGAAUUCGUUUGGACUUGAAUCAUACACGGAGGAAGAUGGUGGGUUUAUGUUCGAUAAUGAGAAAGAGAUGGAUGAAUUUGGACAGUAG
Messenger RNA from Morchella sextelata, 3159 nucleotides. RefSeq lists its product as uncharacterized. Lineage: Eukaryota; Fungi; Ascomycota; Pezizomycetes; Pezizales; Morchellaceae. Bases 1 to 3159 code for a protein of 1052 amino acids. The transcript is spliced from 2 exons. The record is from RefSeq and is a predicted model, not a curated record.